AUGAUUAAGUUAUUUAGAAUUUCCUUAAAUAUUUUUAUAAUUUAUAUCAUAUUUGCCAUAAAUAAUUUGACUGAAGCUUUACGUUAUAAUCAUCAAGGGACUGGUGAUGAAAAUUGUGAAACCAUUAAAUCGGAAAUACAUUUGAUUAAGGAGGAAUUUGAUGAAUUAGGUCGCAUGCAACGUACCUGCAAUGCCGAUGUUAUUGUUAAUAAAUGUGAGGGUUUGUGUAACAGUCAAGUGCAGCCUUCGGUCAUAACACCAACGGGGUUUCUGAAAGAGUGCUAUUGCUGUCGCGAAAGUUUUCUGAAGGAAAAAAUCAUUACUCUUUCUCAUUGCUACGAUCCUGAUGGUACUAGAUUGACUUCUCAAGAUAUGGCCACCAUGGAUAUUCGUUUACGUGAGCCUACCGACUGCAAGUGCUUCAAAUGUGGUGAUUUUACUAGAUAAAUAAUUUAAACAGAAAUCAAUG
Lucilia sericata (common green bottle fly) is the source of this 469-nucleotide messenger RNA. It is a transcript of the gene Pburs, whose product is annotated as partner of bursicon. Gene Ontology annotation, molecular function: neuropeptide hormone activity; G protein-coupled receptor binding. Bases 1 to 447 code for a protein of 148 amino acids. NCBI's taxonomy places the organism in Eukaryota, Metazoa, Arthropoda, Insecta, Diptera, Calliphoridae. Gene Ontology annotation, biological process: G protein-coupled receptor signaling pathway. The transcript has 2 exons. Gene Ontology annotation, cellular component: extracellular region; bursicon neuropeptide hormone complex. The record is from RefSeq and is a predicted model, not a curated record.